AUGCUUGUUGACCUGUCCCACGUCAGUGCGGAGACCAUGCGAGGAGCUUUAAAAGUCGCCGAAGCACCUGUGAUAUACAGCCACAGCGGCGCUUGGGCGAUGACGAACCAUGGCCGCAACGUUCCAGAUGAUGUUUUGCAGAUGGUGAAGCGCAACCGGGGAGUCGUAAUGGUUCCCGCCGUAGAGCCGUUCCUCAGGAAGCAAGGGAAGGACAAGGCGACUGCGGAGGAUAUGCUGGAUCAUAUCAUGCACAUUGCCAACUUGAUCGGGUGGGAGCAUGUUGGCCUCGGGAGUGAUUUCGAUGGGACUACUCUCAUAGUGGAGGGUUUGGAGGACACUUCGAAAUGGCCCGAGCUGAUCGCUCGACUGAUUGAAAGGGAGAACGUGACAGAUGGGGAAGUAGCGGGUCUCCUGGGAGAGAACGUCUUGAGGGCCUGGUCUGAAGCGGAAGAGGUAGCGACACAAAUGCAGGAGAGCGGUGCACUGCCUAGCGAGGAGAAUUGGGAAGGCAGGAUUUGGGAAAGAGAGAACCUGGAUGUCCCGCGUUUGUUCAGUGAGAAGUGA
Messenger RNA from Saxophila tyrrhenica, 564 nucleotides. RefSeq lists its product as uncharacterized. The record is from RefSeq and is a predicted model, not a curated record. Gene Ontology annotation, biological process: proteolysis. Gene Ontology annotation, molecular function: metallodipeptidase activity. The coding region runs from base 1 to 564 and encodes 187 amino acids. The transcript has 2 exons. Lineage: Eukaryota; Fungi; Ascomycota; Dothideomycetes; Mycosphaerellales; Extremaceae.